Molecule: messenger RNA, 3037 nt
Organism: Struthio camelus australis
Lineage: Eukaryota; Metazoa; Chordata; Aves; Struthioniformes; Struthionidae
Product: thiamine transporter 2
Biological process (GO): vitamin transport; transmembrane transport
Cellular component (GO): plasma membrane
Molecular function (GO): thiamine transmembrane transporter activity
Source: RefSeq, a predicted model, not a curated record
AUAAGCAGACUGCUGGAAAUCCCAGUUGGCAACAACCAUGCUCCGGAUGGCUGGAAAAGGCUUAUAUGCUAUCAGACAGGCAGCUGUCAGAAAAAGAGAGAGACCUGUGUUGAUGCUCGGGUACGUACAGUUUGUGCAAAUCGGCAUGCUCCAGCUCGCAUCCUUCACUGUUUGAGUGCCGCAGGCUCUCGUGAAGGUGAGCAUGGGGCCAUCUGCUUCGUCUUCAGUGGGGCCAUGAGAACUAGCCAAAGCAAAAGAUCUGAGAAAUUUGCUAACAAACAACAGUCGGGGGAAGCGGAGCAGUGUUUUACUUUUUAAACCUCUCAGAAUAGUACGAAACCCCACAUACUCAGCCAGGAAGCUAUUUAACCUCAUGACACUGGUCUCAGUUCUCUCUCACCUCUGUCAUUGCCCAGGUGUAGCUACUGCACCAUCCUUAACAUGGACCAGUCUCAGGCACAGGCAGGUCCCAAACCAUUUACACCAUUAAAGAGAUCUGAAAUUCUUUGGGAAAAGGAUCAGCUCUGUCGUGUUUGUAUCAGUCGAGCACUAACCACGGUUUCAGUCUUGAGUGACUGCUGCCUUUGGGACCCGUCACAGCGAGAACAGGCCUGGAUUAGCUGGCUGUUCCUUUAAGGGUGCUGAAGGUGGAUGCUGAAGGCAAGGCAGCCGGAAAUAUUUUCAAAGGAGGUGUCAUGAGAGCCAGCUGAAAUACCAGAAGAACAGGAAAAGCACGAUAAAACUAGAGUCCAGUAGCUGGAAUACAAGGACAGCCAGAAGAAGGAGACAGAGAUAUUAAAAGGGGACCUUUACCAAGGAAGCAAAAAAGAAAGAGCCCCAGCAGACAAGCUUUGCUGCGCAGGUCAUGGGCUGCUGGACACAAGAAAAAAGCGGCACCUGGAUUUUUCCCACUGUGAUCCUCUGCAUCUAUGGAUUCUUCUAUAUGAUGAAGCCAUCAGAACCUUUUCUAAUCCCUUAUCUAACAGCACCAGACAAAAACCUGACCAUAGAUGAGGUGACAAACCAGAUUUUCCCAGUUUGGACGUACUCCUACCUGGCGCUCCUUUUCCCCGUCUUCUUGAUUACGGACUACGCACGCUACAAGCCCAUCAUCAUCCUGCAGGGCGUCAGCUUCAUCAUCACAUGGCUCUUGCUCCUCUUUGCACACGGAGUGGUGGCCAUGCAGGUGGUGGAGUUCUUCUACGGCAUGGUGACAGCCACCGAGGUCGCCUAUUACGCCUACAUCUACAGCGUCGUCAGCACCGAGCACUACCAGAAAGCGACCAGGUACUGCCGCAGCAUCACCCUUGCGGCGGCCACCGUUGCUGCAGUGCUGGGACAGCUUCUGGUUUCCUUGGCCCACGUCUCCUACUUCCACCUCAACGCCAUUACUUUGGCUUCCCUAUCCUUAGCGUUCGCGUGCUCGUUUUUCCUCCCAACGCCCCAGAAGAGUAUGUUCUUCCAUAAAGACGCUUCCCCAGAACAUCUCCACGGAACAGUUAAAAGUCCAGAGUCAAGUACCUCCGGCCCCAACGAGCCCUCCGGCUGCCAGGGGGACGGAGCCCCUGCGCCACCCGACACAAGACCAACACCCGAGCAGCCGGCUGACCAAGCCCAGCCCCAGAAUCAGGCACUCAGGGUGCUGGUGCAGCUGUGCUGGGACUUACGGGAUUGCUAUGGCUCUAGAAAACUUCUUUACUGGUCCCUGUGGUGGGCUCUGGCCACAGCAGGCUUUAACCAGGUUGUGAACUAUAUCCAAGUGCUGUGGGACUUCAGAGCCCCCUCUCAUAGCUCUGCGGUCUAUAAUGGAGCUGUCGAAGCAAUAGCAACUCUUUUGAGCUCAGUAGCAUCUUUAACAGUAGGAUAUGUGAAAGUGAACUGGGAUCUUUUUGGAGAACUGGCUUUGGGAGUCUUCUCUGCGAUGGAUGCUGGUUGUCUAUUUCUCAUGCACUUUACUGCCAACAUCUGGGCAGGUUAUGCCAGCUACCUUGUUUUCAAGGCAUGCUAUAUGCUCCUUAUAACAAUAGCAACAUUCCAGAUCGCUGUCAAUCUGAGCAUGGAGCGCUACGCGUUGAUGUUUGGCUUCAACAACUUCCUUGCACUGGUGAUUCAGACCAUUCUUACAGUAGUUGUAGUGGAUUUAAAAGGCCUGGGACUGGACAUAGUAAUUCAGUUUUUAAUUUAUGGCAGCUACUUUGCAGUCAUAGCUGGGAUUUUCUUGCUCAGAAGCAUUUGCAUGCUUGUUGCAAUCAAAUGCAAAAGGAAAAUACUGAGAUUUUGUGAAGAGCCUCUCAGCCUUGCUGAACACAAAUCAAAACAGCAUAUCAUAGCUGUCUAUACAACACGGCUGUGACAGGCAGGCAGGCUCACCCGGCCAAGCCCUCGCAGGAGAAGAGCUCCUACUGCAGCAUGUGGGUAAAAGCAGCGCAAGAGGAACAUACAACAUAGCCCUGAAGAGUUUUACUGAGUCAUUACAGCACUGCUUUGCAACAUACGUAAGCUAAGAAAGAGGUCAUCAUACUGGCACUGUGCCUAUAGGAAAUAAGUUGCUUUAGAUUCUUAUUUGCUUGCCUAUAAAUAACCUAACAGCAACAACUUAUCUACAAAAACAAAGCAUCGUUGGCAUCCCACUGUGCCAUGACUGCAAAAAACAAGAGUUCACCUUGCCUUGCUUGCUCCAGCUCUUUUAUACAGUGCUGGCAAGUCGCUUCCAUGCGGAUUUGCUCAUGCAGGCAAGUGAAGGGUCUGUUCCCCCCCUUUGCACGUACCUUGCUCUAAACCAAGGAUGACAGCGUCGUUUGCACCAUGAUAUUCUUUCCUAACUACAGGUGAUACGGUGACCGACUCAUCUAAUUUAAAAGCCCACGUCACGCACAGCGGUUUAGAAAGACAGGGCUUGCAGAGUAAAGCUGAAAAGGUUCAACUGAAACACAGCUAAGCCACAGUCAUUGGCUGGCGUUUGAAAGCUGCAACCUGAACACUGUGCUGAAUCCAUAGCGAUUUCAACCCAGAAGAGCAAGAAUUUCAGAAUCAGAAA